This is a messenger RNA of Spodoptera litura, 2430 nucleotides long. Its product is annotated as zinc finger protein 862-like. The record is from RefSeq and is a predicted model, not a curated record. NCBI's taxonomy places the organism in Eukaryota, Metazoa, Arthropoda, Insecta, Lepidoptera, Noctuidae.
UUUAUAUUGUUUACGUUACCUUUUACCUUCUUAAUUAAUUAAAACUUAUUUGGGUUAACAAUAGAUAAAUCAACACCAUAAUGCUACACAGGACAAAACAGAACUUAGUUAAGUCUCCAACUUCGACAAUGGAUACAACAAAACUUGAAAUAUUUGAUCAAAACAGGUAUUUUUUAUAGAAGAACCAAGUACUUAUUUGGCUGGACGUGCCUGUGGGCUAUCUAUGCUUAAGUGGAUUGCAUGGUGUUUUGUUUUGAUUUGGUGCUGGAUUAUUGGUGGCUUUUGUUGUUUUGUUUGUCAAAUCAGCAUGUCCAUAUUUAGUUCGGAAAAUAAUGAAAAAUAAAUAUGUAAUUUUAACAAGAGUCGUCUCCUAAUAUAAACCUACAUGGCUAACUAACCCCAUUUUUUAAAGAUAGUUUUAAGUAUACAGCUCUGGCACCUAACCUUUUCAGCAAUGUGCUUAAGUGUUGCCAUAGUCUAAGCAAUUACCACAUUUGUGGGAAACUAUUAAAGCUAGAUAAUAAGUUUGUGACUAACCUAAUAUGAGUCAUUUUGUAACUUCCAGUAAAUACUUAUUUUAUUAUUUGAUUUCAGAUUGGAUUUCUCCAGAUGUAACUGAUUGCACAUUGGCAACUUGUAAAUAUUGCCGCAUUUCAUUAAAAGCGCAUAAAAAAGCUUUAUUAAAACAUGCUUUAACAGAAAAACCUAAAAAAGCAAUUGCAUUAGAUAAAUCUGCAAAAUCCUGCAAACUAUUGCCUAUGGUUUAUAAACCAGUACUAUCCGAUAAAACCAAAACUGCAGAAAUAAAAAUUGCAGCAUUUAUUGCGGAACAUACUUCGGUGAUGACAGUAGAUCAUCUGAUUGAAUUGCUGCCCCAGUUAGAUCCAUCGUCGGAUGCCCUGAAGAAUUUAAGACUGCAUCGCACCAAAUGCUCUAUGAUAAUAAAAAAUGUGCUUGGCCCCACCUUAUUGAGUGACUUAAUAGAAGAGAUAGGAGAGUCUCCGUAUUCAAUUAUCAUAGACGAAAGCACAGAUCUUUCAACACAGAAAGUUUUAUGCAUCAUGGUGCGAUUUUAUUCAAAUAAAAACAAUGAUAUAGUCACAACUUUCUAUAGGUUAAUCAAAUUAAGAGAAUGCGAUGCAAAAACAGUUUACGAUGCUAUCAAAGACCAACUCACAAGAGAUGGGCUGAAAAUAGAAAACAUGGUCGGAAUAGGUGUCGAUGGAGCCAAUGUAAUGGUCGGGAAACAUAAUUCAGUAACGGCUCUAUUAAAAAGUGAAUUACCUGAUAUAGUCAUAGUAAAAUGCGUGAGUCACUCACUUCAUUUGUGUGCCGAAAAUGCAGCAAAACUUUUACCUCGACAGUUAGAAUUUUUAGUUCGAGAAGCACAUAAUUGGUUUAGCUACAGCCCUAAACGCUUAGAAAAGUAUAGAGAUCUAUUUGAGGCAAUGAAUGACAGUAGAUCACCAAAGAAAAUUCAAGGAUUGAGUGGGACACGGUGGCUAGAACGUUGAGGCUGUCACUACAAUAUUGGACCAAACUAAAAUUACUUUUCUCUCUUGCCAAAUCAGAAGAUAGGUGUUACAUGGCGGAGCAACUACAUGAUAUUAUGAAGCGAUUACCGUUUAAAGCGUUUUUAAUUUUUUUGAAAAACGAAUUGAAAAAUGUUAUUCAACUGAAUUUACUUUUUCAAAGUGAUAACGUUGAACCGGUAAAAUUGUUUGAAGACUUGUUUUUAAUGUACAAAAACCUACUUCAAAAACUUGUUGUACCCUCUCAGUUAGAGAGGUUAACAGAGUCUGAACUUGUCGAUUUUAAUUUCAAACAACAUCUCAUACACACGUCAUCAAUUUAUUUUUGCUAUGACUUUUAAGUAAUAUCUCAAGAACUCGAAGAAAGUGAUUUGAAUGACGUGAGAGAAAGAUGCAAGGGUUUCUCGAUUUGUCUAGCAGAGGAAAUUAAAAAACGGCUGCCGGAAAACUUAUCUACUUUAAAGUUGAUCGCAGAUCUACACCCAAAAGUCGCCACCUCCCAAGUCAAGCCCGACAUUUCAAAAGUAGUAACGCUUUUUGAACGAGCCCAUAUAUUUGGAAACAAAAAUGAGGUGGUGUCAGAGUGGAAUAAGCUGACGAACAAGCAAUGGACAGAUGUAACAACAACAGCAAAAUUUUAUAAAGAAGUGUUCGAUGACUGUGACGCUGGUGGGCAAAAGCGGUUUGAAAAUGUAGCAAAAUUUGCACUAGCACUAAUAACAGUGCCAUUUUCUAACGCUAGCGUUGAACGCGCUUUUUCUAUUUAUAAUACAGUAAAAAACAAAUUACGCAAUCGGUGGUCCAUAGAAAUGUUGCAAAGUAUUUUGAUGACGAGAUUUGCCUUAAAACGACAUGGUUCUUGCGUCACAUUUACUCCAACACAAAAAAUGUUGCAGUC